GACAGCUAUUGUGGUUAUGGAUCUACAACGCCCCCAAUAUCAUAUGUGGGAGGUACUGAUGCACCUUUCGUGUUUGGCUUUCCAUAGUUUUCUACUAUGAGUAGGCGCAGCACUGGUACAAUCAGUUCAUCAUGGUUCUCUCUUGACGACGACUGUUCUUCCUUCACAAACUAGACAUCCCUUCGAACAAAGUCGUUGCACGCAUGAUGUCCCCAGCAAACCCCUCCUUGCUUCAGGAUCUACACAUACCUUGACCAUGAGCAAUUCAACCGCCCCCGUGGGCGUAGUCAUGCCGGUGAUAAUUUCCUCGAGAAGGUGGCUCCAGGCCUUCCAGCUCAUCCCGAUCCUCGCCCUGAAUACCAUGCUCCAGCCCGUUGGCCUUAUCCUCGGUAUCUCUGCAUACAAUGGAGUCUGGCUCCGAGCGUCACCCUUAAUGUGCGCUCUCGAUGUUUUGGCUCUCAUCUCUCGGCAGCUCACGCGGUACUUUCUCUUGGAGGCACCAAAAGUUGCUUUUGAGCUCCAGACAACUGUGUCCGCCGCUGAUUUCGAGUUGGAAGCGUCUGUUGGGGAAGAAGAUGACGACGAAGACGACCAAGCACCACUCGUCAAGAGAACCAAAGAUACGACGGAGGGAGCGAGCGAUGAUGCCAUGGAAUCAACAAGUACGAGGUAUGCCUUGAGCAAGACAGACUUUGGGGAAAAGGAGACAACAGGUGAUAGCGGCUCUACGGCCAUCCAAGGGCAGUCUCCCGGACCAUCAAGCAGAACUGGAGAAGGUGACAAUGACAGCUCCGCCCCCCUAAUCCAAGAGCAGUUCACAAACCCUGCGAUCAGAACUGCCGCUUCCGACCUAGAGGCUGCAAAUGACAGCCAAGACAACGACCCCCUCAUGUCAGCACGGUUCUUACGCUUCAAAGUCAUAUUCGAUUAUUUCGACACGGCCCUUCUGGGGAUAGGCUGUAUUCUCCAUGUACUGGGCCUUCCUCGACUUCAUCCACCCCUACCUGGGGAACAGCAUCUGCUCCACUGGCGCCUGGAGCUUUCCAAAUCACCUCGUUUCCAUGCCUUUGACGAUCGUCGUCUUGUUCACCAUAAUGGCUCUGAGCUUCUUCGUCAUGUUCCUGCUAUACCUCCUGGUCUUGGGCCUUGGAGCCGGUUUCUUGCCAUGGGAAAGCCCCUAUGGUUAUCCCCCCAAGCUUUCGUCCGAGGAUGGAUGGAUAGACAUCCUACCAUACAGAACAUCGUGGCUAUAGUUUCUACGACUGUCGACAGAUGGGCUCAGAAGGCUAUGGUGACACUGUUUUGGGCCCGUGUCUCCUCGCGCUCUUCUUGGUCUGGAGCACUAUAA
Messenger RNA from Pseudogymnoascus destructans, 1348 nucleotides. RefSeq lists its product as uncharacterized. The record is from RefSeq and is a predicted model, not a curated record. The transcript is spliced from 3 exons. NCBI's taxonomy places the organism in Eukaryota, Fungi, Ascomycota, Leotiomycetes, Thelebolales, Thelebolaceae. Bases 257 to 1348 code for a protein of 363 amino acids.